GUAGCAUGGUACAGAGACGGAGCCUUGUCCGAUUCAAUUCCAUCAGUAGAGCGCUAGGCGCGGUACUGAGGUUGUAUACUGUCGCUAGACGGAGUGCGGAGCGUGGUAGCGGCAGUUACGGAGGACUUUUGUGAAUUUUCUGAUUCGGAACAUGAACUUCAUAUCAACCAGACAUCGGCCCAGGUAGUCAGCUAGACACGUUAAGCAUUAAAAGUGAACAGAGCAAACGGUAAUUUCAAAGGUGUUCAUGCAUACCUUCAUAUGACUGAGGGCGGUGCUCGCUUCUCAUGAGACAAUUUAAUAUCUGUCAUAUUUCAAAACUGUUUCACUGAAGUCCUGGAAUUUGUUCAUUCUCUAUCCACCCCCCUUGUUCUACCUUCCCCUUCUAUUCGUCAAGUGUGAGACUCCUAAAGAUUUCAAUUGCAGCUGCUGCAAGGCAGUAGGUCAUUCAAACAGCAUUUGAUAGCCACUGGACUUGCCUCAUCGCGGAGUUUUUGACUCCUCAUCAUGGGGUAUAGUGUACAAACUGCAAGAAGUGGAAGAAGAGGAGUCACGGGAUACUUACUGCAGAUGAUCACCAUAUCUUUCGUUUUGCUAAUUGCCCUCGUGGAUAUCGGAGCUGCUCAAGUGAGAGAUGAUGAUGACUUCAUGGGAUUGGGUGAUCUACCAGAGACCUUCCCCUCGGACCCCCCGGAACCCCUUCCAGUGUUCCUGAUGGAGCCAGAGGAGGCGUACAUUGUCAAGAACAAACCUGUCAAUCUCUACUGCAAGGCCACGCCCGCCACACAGAUCUACUUCAAGUGUAACAGCGAGUGGGUCCACCAGAAAGAACACACAGUGGAGGAGAGGGUGGACGAGAACUCUGGCUUGGUGGUGCGAGAAGCCAGUAUUGAGAUCACAAGGCAGCAAGUGGAGGAGUUGUUUGGGCCAGAGGACUUCUGGUGUCAGUGUGUAGCCUGGAGCUCUGCAGGGACCACCAAGAGCCGCAAGGCCCACGUCCGCAUCGCCUAUCUCAGGAAGACGUUUGACCAGGAGCCUCUGGGAAAGGAAGUGUCUCUAGAACAGGAAGUUCUUCUUCAGUGCCGCCCACCAGAAGGGAUCCCUGCUGCUGAGGUGGAGUGGCUGAAGAACGAGGAGAUCAUCGACCCCGCUGAUGACCGUAACUUCUACAUCACCAUCGACCAUAACCUGAUCAUCAAACAGGCCAGACUGUCUGACACCGCUAACUACACCUGUGUCGCCAAGAACAUCGUCGCCAAGAGACGCAGUACCACGGCAACAGUCAUUGUCUACGUGAAUGGCGCCUGGUCAACAUGGACAGAGUGGACGGUGUGUAACAGUCGCUGUGGCCGAGGCUACCAGAAGCGCACGCGGAGCUGCACCAACCCAGCACCGCUCAACGGGGGUGCCAUCUGUGACGGGCAAGGCAUUCAGAAGCUGGCAUGCAACCCACUAUGCCCAGUGGAUGGUCUGUGGACAGAGUGGAGUAAAUGGUCCACGUGUGGGACAGAGUGUACCCACUGGAGGAGGAGGGAGUGCAGCGCCCCGGCGCCCAAAAACGGGGGGAAGGACUGUGAGGGCAUGGUGCUUCAGUCCAAGAACUGCACCGAUGGCCUGUGUAUGCAGAGUUCCUUUUAUCAGAAGUCCUCUGAAUUCAACAAAGACAAGAUUGAUUUGGGAUAUCCAUCUGCCCCCAGUACAGACGACGUCGCACUGUACGUUGGCGUCGUCAUCGCUGUGAUCAUGUGUCUGGUCAUCUCCGUCAUCGUGGCGCUGUUCGUCUACAGGAAGAACCACCGCGACUUUGACUCUGACAUCAUAGACACCUCGGCCCUCAACGGGGGCUUCCAGCCCGUCAGCAUCAAGACGGCCCGAACAGCUGACAUUCUGACGGCACCCCCUGACCUGACCUCUGCGGCAGCCAUGUACCGUGGACCUGUCUACGCCCUCCACGACGUGGCCGACAAGAUCCCCAUGACCAACUCCCCCCUCCUGGACCCCCUGCCCAACCUGAAGAUCAAGGUCUACAACUCCUCUGGUCUGGUCACCCCCUCCGAGGACCUGUCUGACUUCUCCUCUAAGCUGUCCCCCAAGCUGCCCCACUGCCUGCUGGAUGGGGACACCAUGGGGAGGAGGACCCAAACCCAGACUCUGCUCCGUACCGGUACCAGGGACCCCUCCUGUACCGCCCUGGGCUCCUUCAACUCUCUAGGGGGGCACCUCAUCGUCCCCAACUCAGGGGUGAGUCUGCUAGUCCCAGCGGGAGCCGUCCCUCAGGGGAGAGUGUAUGAGAUGUACGUGACCGUCCACAGGAAGGACAGCAUGAGGCCCCCAGUCGAUGACUGCCAGACAGUGCUAAGCCCAGUGGUGAGCUGUGGCCCUCCAGGGGCUCUCCUGACACGCCCAGUCAUCAUCACCAUGCACCAUUGUGCUGAGGCCGACUGUGGAUCAGCCGAGGAUUGGCUGAUUCAGCUCAAGACCCAAUCACAGCAGGCCCAGUGGGAGGAGGUAGUGGUGGUAGGAGAGGAGAACUUCACCACUCCCUGUUACAUCCAGAUGGAUGAGGAGGCGUGUCACAUCCUGACAGAGACCCUAGGGACCUACUGCCUGGUGGGCCAGUCCUGCAGCGCGGCCACCACCAAGCGGCUCAAGUUGGCCAUCUUCGGUCCUGUCACUUGCCCUGCUCUGGAGUACCACAUUAGAGUCUACUGCCUGGACGACACACAGGACUCACUCAAAGAGGUCCUACAGAUGGAGAAGCAGAUGGGAGGGAAACUGCUGGACGAACCAAAGACCCUCAACUUCAAGGACAGCACCCACAACCUGCGACUGUCCAUCCACGACGUCCCACACACACUGUGGAAGAGCAAGCUACUAGCCAAGUACCAGGAGUUGUCGUUCCAGCAGGUGUGGUCUGGGUCCCAGAGGAACCUCCACUGUACCUUCACCCUGGAGAGGUUCUGUCCCAGCACCGUAGACCUGGUCUGUAAACUGUGUGUCCGACAGGUGGAGGGUGAAGGACAGAUCUUCCAGCUGGACACCACCCUCUCAGAGGACACCCAGAGCAUCGACACGUCUCUGCUAGACCCAGCCAGUAACAUCACCACCUUGGUGGGGCCCAAUGCCUUCCGCAUCCCCCUCUCCAUCAGACAGAAGCUCUGUGGCAGCCUGGACGCUCCACAGACCAGAGGCAACGACUGGAGGAUGCUGGCACACAAACUGAACCUGGACAGGUAUCUGAACUACUUUGCCACUAAGUCCAGUCCUACUGGGGUGAUUUUAGACCUGUGGGAGGCACAACACUUCCCCGAUGGGAACCUUAGCCGCCUAGCUGCCGUGCUGGAGGAGAUGGGUCGCCAUGAGAACCUCGUGCCCAUGGCAACGGACCACUGACACCUGUCCAUCAAAGAACAGGAAAUUCCAGGGAGGAGUGAGAGAUGAGUCAGGGAGAGAAGGAGAGAGCGUAAGAGCGGCAAUCUGUUAGCUGACAUGCAGGACAGGCAGAGGCCGACAUUUUUUCAAUCAGGGAACACACAGACAUAGUGCACACACACACGUACAUACUUAUCAUUGCCAUGCUCCACUUACAGUAUAUUGGAAAUAACAUUUUGACAAAGGAAAGAGAAAGUUAGUCAGCUCUGUUUGUUCUCUCCCUGGUACAGUUUCCUUUACCGUGAUACAGUUUCCUAGGAAACGCUUGAUAGUGCUGUCCAUAUAGUGGAUGUGGUGACAUACUGGCUCAGAGCAUAGGACCAUGGGAAGGAAGGGGUGGGGCGGUGAAGGCCCUCCCACUCCACCUGCCCCCAUGGCUCCCCAUGGUAACCCCUGUAAACAACAUUAAUGUUGAAUGACUCGUCAAUAUUUCUGAUAAAAGAACUUGUUUCAGUGA
Molecule: messenger RNA, 3889 nt
Organism: Salmo salar (Atlantic salmon)
Lineage: Eukaryota; Metazoa; Chordata; Actinopteri; Salmoniformes; Salmonidae
Gene: unc5cb
Product: unc-5 netrin receptor Cb
Biological process (GO): netrin-activated signaling pathway; axon guidance
Cellular component (GO): membrane
Molecular function (GO): protein binding; netrin receptor activity
Source: RefSeq, a predicted model, not a curated record